This is a messenger RNA of Scylla paramamosain (green mud crab), 7187 nucleotides long. RefSeq lists its product as uncharacterized. The coding region runs from base 312 to 6869 and encodes 2185 amino acids. The transcript is spliced from 18 exons. Gene Ontology annotation, molecular function: protein binding. The record is from RefSeq and is a predicted model, not a curated record. NCBI's taxonomy places the organism in Eukaryota, Metazoa, Arthropoda, Malacostraca, Decapoda, Portunidae.
GCCGGACAACGCAGGUGUUGCUUCAUGAAUCAGUCUGCCAACUUUGUUUUCCUACUGGCACAGACAGGAAAGGUCACGUGGCUGCUCCUGCGAGACGAUGGAAGUCAUCAAAUACAACGAUUGUCCCAAUGCCCGCCUCCCCAACUCCCGCCGCCAGUGGUGUGAUAUGAGGAGUAGUCUUAUCACUCUUUCCUCGCUUGUCGACUGUUGGCGGUGGCGCGAACACGGACUGUGCCACUAGUGGCAUCAUUGCCGGCGUUGGCAAGCCAGGAGGAGGCUACGACAGAGCAGCCCGCGCCCCGCAUCCCGCCAUGGCGUCCAGCCGAACUGAGUCAUCAGAGGAAUGGUUUAUAAAAUGGAUGACACACCAACAAACACAGAAACUGGUUACAGCCGUGCAAAAAGGAAAGAAGGCAAAGCUGACGUCGGCCAUCGCCAGCGGUGCCAACCCUAAGGUCACCAUCCCCAUUGAUGCAGGAGUGUCGAUGUGUCUGGUGACUGUGGCUGCCACCAACGGCCACCACCACCUGCUAUCUCGCUUACUGCAGGCGGGGCUGAGCAUAGAGGGUGGAGGCACCUUCGACAGGACACCAUUGAUGGAGGCUGCCGUGAGAGGCCACACCCAGACAGUGGAGGCACUGCUGACCUUCGGUGCGAACCCUCUGGCGACGGAUGGUAAAGGAAGGAUGGCCCUCCACCAUGCUGCAGCGCUGGGCCACCAGCAGUGCGUGGCGACCCUCAUGCCUGUCACCCCUCCCACCCCCGCACACAUCGAGGCACUCACCCCGGUGCACACCGCCAGUUACUAUGGCCACGUGGAGGUACUGGAGCAGCUGGCGGGUGCUGGCUGGCCCCUCACCGCUAGGGACAGUGAUGGCGACACACCCCUGCACAGUGCUGCGGCGGGCGGCAGUGUGACAUGUCAGGAAUGGCUCAUGCAGCGAGGUGGUGACGCGCGCGUGCAAAACAAGGCAGGAUACACACCCUGGGACAAGGAGCUAGUCAUUGCUGUGGAGAAAGGAGACGAGGCAAGGGUGAGGUCGUCCCUCGCCAGGGGUGCCCAUUCAGAGAUCACCAUCCCCACUGUUGCUGGGAUGUCGCGGAGUCUGGUAAGUGUGGCUACCAACAAGGGCCACCACCACCUGCUGCCUCGCUUACUGCAGGCGGGGCUCAGCAUAGAGUGUGGAGGCACCACCAACACGACACCACUGAUGGAGGCUGCCAGGAAGGGCCACACCCAGACAGUGAAGGCACUGCUGACCCUCGGUGCGAACCCUCUGGCUACUGAUAGGAAAGGAAGGACGGCCCUCCACCAUGCUGCAGCGCUGGGCCACCAGCAGUGCGUGGCGGCCCUCAUGCCUUUCACCCCUCCCACCCCCGCACACAUCGAGGCACUCACCCCGGUGCACACCGCCAGUUACUAUGGCCACGUGGAGGUACUGCAGCAGCUGGCGGGUGCUGGCUGGCCCCUCACCGCUAGGGACAGUGAUGGCAACACACCCCUGCACAGUGCUGCGGCGGGCGGCAGUGUGACAUGUCAGGAAUGGCUGGUGCAGCGAGGUGGUGACGCGCGCGUGCAAAACAAGGCAGGAUACACACCCUGGGACAAGGAACUAGUCAUUGCUGUGAAGAAAGGAGACGAGGCAAGGGUGAGGUCGUCCCUCGCCAGGGGUGCCCAUUCAGAGAUCACCAUCCCCACUGCUGCUGGGAUGUCGCGGAGUCUGGUAAGUGUGGCUACCAACAAGGGCCACCACCACCUGCUGCCUCGCUUACUGCAGGCAGGGCUCAGCAUAGAGGGUGGAGGCACCACCGACACAACACCUCUGAUGGAGGCUGCCAGGAAGGGCCACAUCCAGACAGUGAAGGCACUGCUGACCCUCGGUGCGAACCCUCUGGCGACUGAUAGUAAAGGAAGGACGGCCCUCCACCAUGCUGCAGCGCGGGGCCAGCCGCAGUGCGUGGCGGUCCUCAUGCCUGUCAUCCCUCCCACCCCCGCACACAUCGAGGCACUCACCCCGGUGCACACCGCCAGUUACUAUGGCCACGUGGAGGUACUGCAGCAGCUGGCGGGUGCUGGCUGGCCCCUCACCGCUAGGGACAGUGAUGGCGACACGCCCCUGCACAGUGCUGCGGCGGGCGGCAGUGUGACAUGUCAGGAAUGGCUGGAGCAGCGAGGUGGUGACGCGCGCGCGCAAAACAAGGCAGGACUCACACCCAGGGACACGGAACUAGUCAUUGCUGUGCAGGAAGGAGACGAGGCAAGGGUGAGGUCUUCCCUCGCCAGGGGUGCCCAUUCAGAGAUCAGCGUCCCCACUGUUGCUGGGAUGUCGUGGAGUCUGGUAAGUGUGGCUGCCAGCAAGGGCCACCACCACCUGCUGCCUCGCUUACUGCAGGCGGGGCUCAGCAUAGAGGGUGAAGGCACCACCGACACGACACCGCUGAUGGAGGCUGCCAGGAAGAACCACACCCAGACAGUGAAGGCACUGCUGAUCCUCGGUGCGAACCCUCUGGCGACGGAUAGUGAAGGAAGGAUGGUCCUCCACCAUGCUGCAGCGCUGGGCCAGCAGCAGUGCGUGGCGGCCCUCAUGUCUGUCACCCCUCCCACACCCGCACACAUCGAGGCACUCACCCCGGUGCACACCGCCAGUUACUAUGGCCACGUGGAGGUACUGCAGCAGCUGGCGGGUGCUGGCUGGCCCCUCACCGCUAGGGACAGUGAUGGCAACACACCCCUGCACAGUGCUGCGGCGGGCGGCAGUGUGACAUGCCAGGAAUGGCUCAAGCAGCGAGGUGGUGACGCGCGCGUGCAAAACAAGGCAGGACACACACCCUGGGACGAGGAACUAGUCAUUGCUGUGGAGAAAGGAGACGAGGCAAGGGUGAGGUCGUCCCUCGCCAGGGGUGCCCAUUCAGAGAUCACCAUCCCCACUGCUGCUGGGAUGUCGCGGAGUCUGGUAAGUGUGGCUGUCAGCAAGGGCCACCACCACCUGCUGCCUCGCUUACUGCAGGCAGGGCUAAGCAUAGAGGGUGGAGGCACCACCAACACGACACCGCUGAUGGAGGCUGCCAGGAAGGGCCACACCCAGACAGUGAAGGCACUGCUGACCCUCGGUGCGAAACCUCUGGCGACUGAUAGUAAAGAAUGGACAGCCCUCCACCAUGCUGCAGCACUGGGCCAGCAGCAGUGCGUGGCGGCCCUCAUGCCUGUCACCCCUCCCACCCCCGCACACAUCGAGGCACUCACCCCGGUGCACACCGCCAGUUACUCUGGCCACGUGGAGGUACUGGAGCAGCUGGCGGGUGCUGGCUGGCCCCUCACCGCUAGGGACAGUGAUGGCAACACGCCCCUGCACAGUGCUGCGGCGGGCGGCAGUGUGACAUGUCAGGAAUGGCUGGUACAGCGAGGUGGUGACGAGCGCGUGCAAAACAAGGCAGGACACACACCCUGGGACACGGAACUAGUCAUUGCUGUGAAGAAAGGAGACGAGGCAAGGGUGAGGUCUUCCCUCGCCAGGGGUGCCCAUUCAGAGAUCACCAUCCCCACUGCUGCUGGGAUGUCGCGGGGUCUGGUAAGUGUGGCUACCAACAAGGGCCACCACCACCUGCUGCCUCGCUUACUGCAGGCGGGGCUCAGCAUAGAGUGUGGAGGCACCACCAACACGACACCGCUGAUGGAGGCUGCCAGGAAGGGCCACAUCCAGACAGUGAAGGCACUGCUGACCCUCGGUGCGAACCCUCUGGCUACUGAUAGGAAAGGAUGGACGGCCCUCCACCAUGCUGCAGCGCGGGGUCAGCAGCAGUGUGUGGCGGCCCUCACGCCCGUCAUCCCUGCCACCCCCGUACACCUCGAGGCAAACACCCCGGUGCACGCCGCCAGUUACCAUGGCCACGUGGAGGUACUGAAGCAGCUGGCGGGUGCUGGCUGGUCCCUCACCGCUAAGGACAGUGAUGGCAACACACCCCUGCACACUGCUGCGUGGGGGGGUAGCGUGACAUGUCUGCAAUGGCUGGUAAAUGGAGGUGGUGACCCGCGCGUGCAAAAUAAGAGUGGACACACCCCGCUGGACGUGGCCGUGCAGUUUGGCCGCCACGAGGUGGAGACCUGGUUGGCCAAAAAUGGUGGCGCUGUUGUGAGGAACGAGAAUCUUCUUGUGGAGGAAGUGAGAAUAUGGCGGCGCAGGCACGAAAACAACCACAACGAAGUCUUUUCCUUUAUGAUGGAGGGCAACGAGGCAGCCCUGUCCCUCAUCCCCGAGACGUAUGAUGGUCACGCGAUGAACCAGGAAGGCCUGACGCCCCUUCACGCCGCGGCGCUGCUCGGGGCUUCCAGUCGUGUAGUGAAGGCUUUGCUGAGGCGCGGCGUGAGCCCUCAUGUGAUCACCCCUGACAACAUGACCCCCGCUGACCUGGCACGGCAAGAGGGCCAUGACCCAGUGAUUAAGGGACUACAGUGCUACCAGUGUGAAAAGGGCGCCGCGCCCCCCGAGCACCUGUAUCAGGAGCUGCUCUCAACAGUCAGUCGCGGGGACGACGUGCAAGCGGUGUCCAAUCUCCUUUGUAAAGGCGCCCCCAUAGAAACCCUGGGUGGCCGCUCCGCCCUCAGACUGGCUGUCACCACCGACCGUGCACGCACCGUCAGCCUGCUGCUGGCAAGCGGCGCCUCCCUGUCCGCCAACCUGCUGCAGGAGGCUUGGCAGAGUCCCAAUGUGACCCACAGGGUGCUGGCCUCCCUCACCAGCGCGUACUGCUGCCGGCUGCGUUUGGAGCAACGUCGUCUGGUAAAGGUCAGCCGCGCUCUUGUCGAAGGUAUCAGCAAUCUGGUGGAAGACAUCGAGGGAAGUACUCCAUGGCUGGCUGCCUGGCGAUGGGGCGAGGACACUGACCUGGCAACUCUGAGUUAUCUCCUGGCAAAGGCUGCGGCCGCCAACUGCCCCGUGACUGCCGCCUUCCUGCAGAGUGCAGGAGCGUGGCCUUUCUUUAGCCAAGCCUCGGGUGGCAGUGCCCUGCACGCCGCGCUGGACGCCGGACACCAGGCCAUGGCCGAGUUGCUGAUCAGGGACCUCGGGGGCUGCCCCUACGUGCCGGACACACACGGUCGCCUUCCAGUGCACAUGAUGAGUGACGAGAAGCGACAGAGGUUGGAGCAGAGGCUCUUCGAGGAGGAGCGGGAGAAACUGAAGGAUCUGGAGUUUCGGCAGAAAGCAGAUCGCGAGAAAGCGGCGGCACGGACAGCGCUGGACGUGCAGAAGGUUCUUUUUGACAACCACAAGAAAGGAGAGGAUAAGAAUGUUUCUGCAGGUGAUGGCAGCGCCGCCCUGCUGCUGGCCGCGCGCAAAGGUCUUCUGCAGUUGACUCAUCUGCUGCUGCGGGAGGGUCGCCGCCCCGUGGACAAGGUGGUGGACGACACCUGCGGCACCACCGCCCUCCACCAGGCGGCCUCGCACGGCCAGGACGGUUGUGUGGCGCUGCUGCUGAGCGAAGGCGCCAACACACAGCAGUGCGACAGCUACGGCCAGACUCCCCGACUCCUUGCCGCCAUGUUUGGCCACACAAGCACUGCUGACUUGCUGGCCCAACAAGAUGUGCAGGACCCUCCUUGCCGCGCGGGCACCACUGCCAAGCAAGUGACGCGAGGAUUUGAAGCAUACUUGCAGCUUUAUGAGAAGUAUGCUCAUGAUCCUCUGACUCCAUUUGACCGCCACAACCCCGACAGCGUCACAAGGAAGCUUAUGAAAUGCAUACGUGUAGGAAAACUGCAACAGGAGGCUCAGCGGGUGGCUGUUGACUUAUCACAGGGCGAGGCCCUUCAAAUACAUGAGACGGUGAUGGCGGAACUGAAAGCCAUCAUGGAUAAUGUGUCAGCCGCCGACCCCACCUACCGCGGCGACCUGAGGCUGGCGGGCAGCUCUCGGGACGGCUCCAAGUUGUACGCUCCCGACGAGUUUGACGUAAAUAUCGUGAUUCACGGUGAUGACGUACGAGUAAAUGUUAGUGAGAGAAGAAAGGAAGAAGCCCUGCUGAAGGGCAGGUUACAGAUCGCUGUGAAGACUGACAACCCCAACCUUAAGGGGAAUAGUUUCAUGGCCAAUCUGUACAAGGAGGUGCACCGCUGCCUCGCUGACCACACCCUGCAAGACGAAAGACUGAGCCUGGUGCCGCCGGGCCUUACUAGUACGCAGGUGGGCGUGGCACUUGCCCUGGCCUGGCAGGGGCGAGAUUAUCCACUGUUGCUGGUCGGCGUGGAUCUGGUGCCGGUGCUGGAGGUGCCAUGGCUGGAACAAAUCCCCAGACCCUUCCUCACUCCCGGGAACACCACCACUAUGCAGCUCAGUAAUGCCGCGGAUGGCUCAUGGCGCUGCAGCUUUGCCUUGACGGAGGCAAAGGUGCUAGGGACGCUGAGGCCCGCGGAGCGCCAGUUGCAACUGAUGGGAAAGGUACUUCUUUCCCGCCUCAAGGCUGAGCGCUGGAUGCCACGACACAAGAAGAGCUUCUGCACCUGGUUUGCCACACGGGAGUGGAGCAUUCCGGUGCCGAGCGGGUUUUGCUUCAAGAACGCAUUCCUGCGGUGGCUGGAGCAUAGGAGGCGUGGGGAGAGACACCCUGCCAAGCAGCUGGAGGCGGGGCGGGAGAGGGACCCCGCCAGAUGGCUGGUGCAAGUGUUCAGACUGAUGUGUGCAGACCCAAAGGAAUCGCGAGAGCGCCUGACAACUCAAAACAACUCUGCCUACUUUGGAGGGGACUGUGAGGGGCGAAAACCUGGGGACGGGGCGCCUGCCAUCGUGCAGUGUCUGGAGGAGGACUUGGAAAAGUUACCGGCGCUGCGUUUUUGGAUGCAGAAGAUGCAGCUCCACGGUAAUAAUCAGCAGUGAUUCGCACCACUCUGUGAACCUCACACACACACGCACACACACACACACACACAAACACACACACACACACACACACACACACACACACACACACACACACACACAUACACAGGUGGUAAUCUCCAGAGACACAAAUGCUCGAUGUCAGACGCCACAUAUGGACAAUGAAUAGUGUAACAGUAAGGUAAUAUGUAACACGUGAGCUCUCAAAUUUGGAAACUUGUAUAUGUAAAACAAUGCUUGCCUUGUGAAAAAAAAAAAAAAAAUUAAGAGAAGUGUUUGAAUAAACUAAAGGCAAACAUUAUUUUGUUUAUGUUA